AUGGAGAAAAAGAUAGUGCGCAAAGGGCCGCUGCCUGGAGGUCGCCAGGGCGCGUCUGGAGCUGGCGCUGGACGCGACAGCAUGCGGACCGCCAGCCGAGCGCGGGGUGUUGCAAGACCACCUAGCAGCCCCCCGCAUCCAUCAUCCCCACCAGAAGGCUUGGUGUCGGCUGGGUCUUCUCGGACUCAGCAAGCGGCACCCGCCGCUGGUGGAGCACGUCGCAUGCGUUGGUCUAAAUCAAUGAAUGAAAACGCACUGCGGGCGUAUUUUAGGGCAAAAGGGGAAGAAACUGGAUGUUUGGCGUAUCGGGCUCGGAUGCAUCGCUUUUUUGCAGAGCUGGAGCCAUCUCUAUCCGUCACUGAGCAAAACCUGGCAGACCGAGUUAGGUACAUCCUGCGCUCCAACAUAUUUGGUGACACCGAACUCGAGCGACUACGACGUGAGGCUAUUCCUUCAUCGAAUGGAAAUGUUACGGCUGGGAAUGCGGCGCCACUAGAUGCGCAACAAACUGCAUAUGUGGAUGCUGCCGUCAACAUUCCAUUUGUGGCUAAUUCAGACGAUGAUGGAAUAGUCUCCCACGAACUAGAGAAAAUGAGGAGCAUAUUGGAAGAGUCGAUGCUGGAAACGCGCAGCAUGCCUCUCGAAAAUCGACCGCGACUUCCCCGCAUACCCCUUAGCAAGCGAAAUCGGGCUGUCGUGCGGGCUCUUAACCCAAUGCUGGUGACCUAUUUGGAAGCCAGCCGGGACCUUUGCGAGACGGAUUCAAUUCUUUUUGGCGCCGCACUGGCAGUACGCCGUAUUAUUGGCGCCAAACUUCCCGUGGCUGGACGUGCUACUCAAAAAAGUAGCGCCAUCCCAGCCUGGAGAAAAAGAAUUGAGGACCGUAUCGCAAAGGCAAGGGCCCUUAUCGGCAGACUGACAAGCUUCAGGUCAGGUAACAAUAGACCGAGGAUUAUGCGCACCGUUAGGAUGGCGUUUGCUGGGACAAAUAUCAGUUUGUUCCAGCCGGAUAUCACGCAAAAACUAACGGAGCGCAUAGAUGACCUGAAGCAAAAAAUCGCUGCUUGGGGGAAGCGGAUUCGACGAUUUAGCGAGAGGUCAAGGCGGUUCAACCAGAAUCGUCUCUUCCAGAGUGAUCAGAAGAGGCUCUAUAAAUCAUUGGAGCAACCAGAGGUAUGUGGAGCGGGCACAGGACCGGAUCAGGCUGACACUGUCGCAUUUUGGCGUGGCCUGUGGUCAGAGCCCGUAAACCACAGCGAGGGCCCUUGGAUGGGAGUUGUGGCGAGCCAGAGUGCAAGUGUUACGCCUAUGGACUCCGUCACCAUAACGCCUGAAGACGUGGCUGAGGCGGUCCGUAGGGCCCCGAACUGGAAAAGUCCGGGGCUCGACGGGCUGCAUCAUUACUGGCUGAAGGGGUUCGUAGUGUGUCACGCUCUGCUCGCCCGACAGUUUCAAGAGGCUCUCGAUCAGAAGUCGCUCCCGAGCCUCUUCACUACUGGGAUCACUCACUUGGUUCCUAAAGAUCAGGAUACCACAGACCCGAGCAAAUAUCGCCCCAUCACGUGUCUACCCACCAUAUAUAAGACACUGACAUCCAUUUUGAGCGCGAGAAUCACUCGUCACCUGGAGCUAAAUCAGGUGAUGUAA
This is a messenger RNA of Parnassius apollo (apollo), 1647 nucleotides long. Lineage: Eukaryota; Metazoa; Arthropoda; Insecta; Lepidoptera; Papilionidae. The record is from the annotation of a GenBank genome assembly.